AUGAUGAUUAAUUACGCUAAUCCACAAAAUCCCAACCAAGCUCAAGAAGCUAGCGACGGACCUAAUCCAAGCCAAAAUUCAAUUGAAGACAAAACUCAAGAAACAAACGAUAAUGAUAGUUAUGAUUAUACAGAUGAUAAUGGAAAAAAUAAAGGCGUUUGGUAUAAUGCACGAACAAAAUGUUGGUUAGCAUGUGUAAAAGGAAGUGGAAGACAUCUUCGGGUAUUUUCAGUAAAAAAACAUGGAUAUAAAAAAGCAAAACGAUUAGCAGUUGAAUGUAAAAAUGCAACAUUUUACAAUUAUAAUAAUAAUAAUAAUAAUAACAAUAAUAACAACAAUAAUAAUAACAAUAAUAACAAUAAUAAUUCAAUAUCAAAUGAAAUAAAACAUGAAAAUCAAGGGAAUCGUUAUAAUAGUAAUGAAGAAGAUAAUAAUAAUAAAAUUGAAGAUUCUAGAAAUAUAAGAGAACAUAGGGAAAAUUAUAAAAUGUCUAAUAAUGUAAAGUUUAGAAAUAAUGAUUAUAACAAUAUGGAUGAAUAUAUAAAUACAAAAGAAAUGAAAUAUUCAAAAAAUAAAAAAAUGAAUAACGGAGAUAUAUAUACACAUAUACCAUAUGAUGAUAAUACUAAUUUUUCAAAAAACAAAAUAUUAAUUGAAAAUAAUAAUAUAAAUAUUAAUGAUGGAAUAUUAAAUAAAAAAAGAAGAUAUAAUACUAGACGUUGUAAUUAUAAAUAUGGUAAUGGUGUCGAAAAAAAUCAAGAAGAUGGAAAUGGUGAUAUUUUAGGAAAUAAUAUGAAUACAAAUGUUAAUAAUACUAAUGCAAAUAUAAAAUUUUUUAAAAAUAUAAAUGAUCUUAAUAAUGAAGAAAAUGAAGAAUAUAAUAAUAAUUUAUAUUCAAUUUUAAAAGGUGAUGGAAUAAAUAUUAAUACUAUGGAUGAUAAUAUAUAUGGAAAACAUGAUAACAUUUAUGAACACAGAUUAAAUAAUUGCCAAAUAGAAAAUCAAAAAAAAAAUAAUAAAAUUAAGGAUAAAAUAAGUUGUUUAGUAAAAUCAAACAAGUCUAGUUUUACUGCUAUAACAGAUGAUCGUAAUAAUCAUCAUCGUAAUUUUCCAGCCAAUUAUAAUAAUAUUAACAAUAUAAAUAUUAUGAACGGCAAUAAAAAUUUUAAUUAUCCUGGUAAUAGUAAAAAUAACAAUAAUAUAGAUAAUCGUGUGUGUAAUACAAAUGUUAUAGGUAAUAAUAAUUGUUUAAUUACUGAUAAAGAUUUUCAAAUUGAUUCACCUGAACAAACAAAUGAAGAAAUGAUUUUUAUAAAAAGUGGUAAUUAUGAUUAUAAUGAAAAUAUAAGAAAAAAAAAUAAGUAUAAUAAUGAAUGUGAAGGAACUUUUAUUUUUUCACAUGAAUAUUAUUCAGAUUAUGGUAAUAAAAAUAAUGAAGAUGGUAAAACAAAUUUUAUAGAUCUAACUAGAGAAGCUUUAGCAUUAAUAUUGAAAGAUUUAAAAAAAAAUGUGAUUCCAAAAAUUCCGGUGGGAAUUGAAAAAAGAGAAAGAUAUUCAAAUUCACUUCGAUUAUGUUUAAAGAGUGCUAAACUAACAAAACAUAUUAAUGAAUUAGAACCAUAUCUUGAAUUAUUUAGUGAAUGUAUUAAAAAUAAUAAACUUCCAAGUCAUAUGAAUUUAAAUGCUCAAUUAUUUUAUUUAGACAAAUUAUAA
Messenger RNA from Plasmodium yoelii, 1713 nucleotides. RefSeq lists its product as uncharacterized. The record is from RefSeq and is a predicted model, not a curated record. NCBI's taxonomy places the organism in Eukaryota, Apicomplexa, Aconoidasida, Haemosporida, Plasmodiidae. The coding region runs from base 1 to 1713 and encodes 570 amino acids. Gene Ontology annotation, biological process: regulation of DNA-templated transcription. The transcript is spliced from 2 exons. Gene Ontology annotation, molecular function: DNA-binding transcription factor activity.